AUGAAGUUAUCAGUGUCGGCUUAUAGAGCCCAGGCCAGUGCCCACAAGAAGAUCCUCUGUAAUUAUCAGCAUCAGCUGAGCUACGGUGCUACCACACAGGCAGCCCGGACCACCUCAGAUCCCGCGGCCGUCCUCUCUGGCCUCAAGGUGGAUCGUGCGGAGAACGAGGAGGCCCAGGGCGGAGGUCUGGCGCAAUCCAGUUACCCUGGUGCGUCAAGUUCGAGGAUGGGUCCUGGGCUGGACUCUGGCAGCAGUGCACCAUCCUCAGUACCACACUCAUUGGCGACAUCGCACGACGACGAGGACAACGAGGACGACGAGAGUAGCAGUCGUCGAGCCGGGGGAACCAGAACAAAGAGCAACCAGCGAUGGAUGAAACUCCGCACAACCGUCCAACUGUCUUCGGCAAUAUCAACAAUUCAGAAGAAGCCGCCGUUGAAGCGUGAGGAUUCCUUCCUGAAGAGAUUCUCAACGAGACAAAUACCGGAGAGCCAAGAGACACUUGAUACUGGCGAGGGUGAGGGCGAUACUGCGGACGAUAAAGAUUCAUCAAGGAGACGACGUAGACCGAGGAAACCACAAAGACCACCGAAGACAGUUGUUAAUCCAGACGAGAACUUUUAUUACUACUGGCUUAUGCUGCUCUCUGCCUGUGUACUUCAUAAUCUUUGGACAUUAAUUGUGCGACAGAGUCUUCCGGAAUUGCAGGCAAUGGCACCAGCUGCCUGGUUGGCCUGCGACGGCUUCACCGAUCUCAUAUUUUUCCUCGAUGUUGGUGUGCAAUUUAGAACUGGUUAUCUUGAGCAAGGACUCAUGGUUUACAACAACAAAAAAUUAGCUGGUCACUACCUCAAAUCAAAGUCAUUUAUUCUCGAUCUAUUGGCACUACUACCACUCGAUCUACUGCAAGUCAAUCUGGGCAGCAAUCCUAUGCUCAGAUUUCCACGUUUUCUCAAGGUUUAUCGGGUUUAUAAUUAUUACUACAUGGUGGAGUCGAGAACAGUUUAUCCGAAUUUGUGGCGUGUGUUGAAUUUGAUACACAUACUUCUGAUACUUGCACACUGGUUUGGAUGUUUUUAUUAUCUGCUGAGUGAGGCGGAGGGCUUCCAGGGGGACUGGGUGUAUCCGUACAGACCGGGUGAAUAUGCAACACUCGCUAGGAAGUACCUGGGAUCGCUUUACUGGUCCACGUUGACACUUACUACUAUUGGGGAUCUACCGACGCCUGAGACCAACGCCGAAGUCACUGCGGGCGGCAAUCCCCGGAGCCUCGCUCGUCGCGGCCGACUGUCCCGGCUACUGCAGUUCAAGCAUAACGGAGGAUACGUAUUCACAAUAGUCAGCUAUCUCAUCGGGGUCUUCAUAUUUGCUACAAUCGUUGGACAAGUUGGCAAUGUCAUCACCAAUCGAAAUGCCAAUAGGCUUGAAUUUGAGAGACUGCUUGAUGGGGCUAAGACCUACAUGAGGCAUCAUAAGGUGCCUGGUGGUAUGAAGAGACGUGUGCUCAGGUGGUAUGACUACAGCUGGUCCAGAGGACGGAUCCAGGGCGGUGGGGAUAUUAAUACCGCCCUUGGUCUACUGCCGGACAAGCUGAAGACCGAGCUUGCGCUACACGUCAAUCUGUCUGUCUUGAAGAAAGUCACCAUUUUCCAGGAAUGCCAACCAGAAUUUCUGCACGAUCUCGUACUCAAGAUGAAAGCCUACAUAUUCACACCCGGUGACUCGAUAUGUCGAAAAGGUGAAGUUGCCAGAGAGAUGUUUAUCAUAGCGGAUGGAAUACUCGAGGUGAUCAGUGAAACUGGACGAGUGUUGACCACCAUGAAGGCCGGCGACUUUUUCGGAGAAAUUGGAAUUCUCAAUCUCGAUGGACUGAAUAAGCGCACCGCCGAUGUGAGAUCAGUCGGCUACUCGGAGCUCUUCAGCUUAUCGCGAGAGGACGUUCUAGCGGCGAUGAAGGACUACCCCGAGGCCCAGGAGAUUCUCCAGAACCUCGGUAGAAAGCGUCUGAUGGAGGCGCAACGUGUCGCACGCGCAUUUCGUCACGGCGUUCCAACAUCCCCCGGUCACGACUCCUCCGACAACAGUACCGGUAAACGCAUCGUUGAUAAGCUGAAGAGUGACGUCAAAGGCCUGAAGAACGUUCUCCGAAAGAGUCGCCGUGUUGGCCGUCCAGACGAGUCAAUGGAGCUGCAACCACUGGCCCCCAAAGUUCCCCCACUCCGCCGACAGCACAAGAUUGAUGACGAUAGAAUAGAGGAGACAUCCGCCUCGGAGCCGCCGGUGUCUCCAUUGGGUGCUGGACUUCCGCUUCUUGCGCGCCUUCGUUUGCUGAAGGAGAAGCAGGAACGCGAGGAGAAGCGUCACCUCAUGGAGACACAUGCGCACCCGAGCGACGUGACCCACUCAACGGUAGCUCAGCAGAGCUCUGCAGAUCAGCUGAAUCCGGCGAAUCCAAAUCUCCCACUUCUGCAGAGGAUAUUGCUCCUGAAAAACAAGACCGAGGUGGAGCCGGUGGUCGAUAAGGAAGCGCCAGCGAAGGAGCCACUGCUGAUGAAGAAAGUGAGCUCCGAGGAAACGCAGAGUGCCAAGUUACCAGUUGAUACGCCAAAGAGUUCACCGGUAUCAGUGGAGAAUGGUAACUAUGGAAGCAGUAAAAAGCCCUGGGUAAUGCUGAAAAAUGCUUCAUUAACGGCCAGGGAGUCGGCGGUUUCCUCGCCGCAGAUGAUUAGCCCUCAGAGGAGGAGUCAGAUUAAGCAGACUCUCGUGCAAAUCCGACAGCAGACCAAAAUGUAUGCCUCUGUUGAUGAUCUUUCGCCUGAGUACUGUGGGCUUCCUUUUGUUAAGAAACUGAAGAUACUCAAUGAGAGGCAGAAGCUCGCUGAGCUGGAGAAGGCGGUGAGGAGCUCCAGUCUGGACUGCGGGGAGAAUAAUGAGGGGGGGUUCAAUGGAAGCCUCACGAGGAGUCACUCAGAAGCUUGCGCCAUUGAGUAUGCCAGGAAAUUAGCUAGAUUUAAUAAGGAGCAUCCGAAUUCCCAGUCGCCCUCCGACCCCCUCUCCCCCGAGAACGAGACCCUCGAGAGACGGAAUCUGAAGAGCAUCCUUAAAAAAUUAUCAUCGGGAAGUAGAGCUGGAAGUACAGACACAUCGACUGGCACAAGUACACCGGAUCCAGAUGUAGUGAGUGAUGAGUUGAGAAAACUCAUGAGGGCACAAACAAUUGAGGGCUACGCCGCAAGGCACUCUAAAUUAUCAAAAAGUGUUACUUUCAAUAAGUAUACAUUGCAGAGCCCUCCAUCGGAGCAAUUGCCAGUGGAAAAAUACGCCGAAGAGAAGUUGUCGUUAUCGCAGGAGCAAACCCCACUGCCACCGCCCAAUAAAAUUAGUUUCCGUCCUCUUGGCACUGGGGGAAUACUGCAGAUGGUGACGAGACACAGUGAUGACGAGUAUCUUGGCGAUUUGGUCUUGGGCAUACGGGAAGUCAUACAAAAACGUCUGGAGGGCAUCCAAAGUAAAUUCGAGCACCAAUUCACAUCCCUCGAGCUGGAAAUCCGAAAGAGAGACGAGAUAAUAUCCCAACUCCAAGCCCGAAUCCAGGAAUUAGAGCAGCGAGAAUUACCGGGGAACGACUCCUGUGACGACAGUACAGAGCCAGACGUAUCGAUGGAGGAGGACGCAGUGGACGACGGUGAGGACCAUCCCUUCAUGCGAGACGGUUCCGUUGACACAGUUCUCGGUGGUACAAGACCAAGACUGAGGCGUUCGUCAACGGUGACGGAAGGUUCUCGACACCGUCGCUCCUGGGAGGAGCACUCCGAGGAGGAGACCCUCCAGCUCCAAGACCUUCCCCGUUCAAUAUCCCCGCAAAACAUCUGGAAGGACGAAGUCGCCAUUGAUCUUGAAUCCAACAGUGACGACAGCAAAUCCGAGGACGACGCUGAUCCCCCAGGUAGACGAAGAAGUGCUGACGAUUACGCUGACGAUGCACCUGGUCACAACAACUGGGAGGUGACAAUGCUAGCUCAGGAGCUUGAGAACAGAAGACGUAACAGCGAGGGCUCAAGUCCUGGCUCCUAGCGCAUUAACGAAAUACUGGAAUUGCUGUGUUAUUACAAGAGGGGAAUGCACUCGAAACGCCGGGGCAAAACAGCACGAAAGAGUGUCGGUGGAAGUACAAGUUUCAAUGAUGACGAGUUACCGUUUCCCGGUGUCUCGUGUUUCAAUGGUUGCAAUGAAACCAUGAUGUGAGGGACUACAAUCAUUCUCAUUUAUAUGUUGAUUAGUUAUUAUGUACGGGAGAAAUUCAUCGGAAAACUUGCACCAUUGAACAGAAUAUUCACUUGCAUUUCUGUUGGGAGUUCUAUUAUUUUUCUCGGUUGAAAAUAUUCUGCAGAAAGAAUGAAUCACUAAUACUUCUCUGCAACCAGUUCUGUUGAGAUUGUUUCUAGAAAAAUUAUUCGGUUCAAAUAUUCCAAAAUGAAUGAAUUUUUGUGUCAUGGGGUGUGUUGAAAGUUGGAAACAUGAUGAGCAAUUUAUCUUGAAACGUGAAUUAUCGAAAAACAACGUUUUUCACUUUUACCUUUCAUCCGAUUAAUUUUUUAAUAUUGGUUAAUCCCCAGAGAAAAGAGGUAGACAUUAGUUUUACGAUCCAUUGAACGGAUCGUAAAAAACCUUUUAAAAAAUGAAAAAUUAAUGAGUCGAUGUGAAAGGAAUAAACGAAAAAAAAAUUCUUCAAUUUUUCCAUGAUCUGUACAAUGAAUGGUUACACGGAUGCAUACGGUCUAUCGAACAUUUUGAAACUUUAGGCACUUGAAGGAUUUUAAGACUAAAAAUGAGAAACGUCAUCUUUAUUGAUUAAUAGGGCAAAAUAAAUUAUUGACAUUUUUCUGGUUUUCAAACGUAUUCCAGAAUCUAUCAAUUCACAUUUGUUCAACAAGUUACUAGCUGUAACGAGGACUUUGAAAUUUCUCCGCGGUCCACGCAUGAGAAAAUUCACGAUAACCUAGCGAAUUCACUAGAAAAUUCUACUGGAAUUCUAUAGGAAUUUUAUGGGGUUUCUAUAGAAUUUGUAUUGGAAUUCUAUUGAAAAAUUCUACUUCUUCUUUGCGCUGAGUCUAUUGCAUACUUGAUAGGAAAAAGUCAAUAUAUUUUGAAUUUCUGCUCGAAUUUCUCUUGGGUUUUUUUUUCUAUUAGAAUUAUUGGGCACAAAUAGAAUUAUUUGGAAACAAAAAUAUAGGAAAUUG
Molecule: messenger RNA, 5240 nt
Organism: Diachasma alloeum
Lineage: Eukaryota; Metazoa; Arthropoda; Insecta; Hymenoptera; Braconidae
Product: potassium/sodium hyperpolarization-activated cyclic nucleotide-gated channel 1
Exons: 9
Coding region: 1-4074 (1357 amino acids)
Biological process (GO): monoatomic ion transport; transmembrane transport
Cellular component (GO): membrane
Molecular function (GO): protein-containing complex binding; monoatomic ion channel activity
Source: RefSeq, a predicted model, not a curated record